Candida dubliniensis CD36 is the source of this 780-nucleotide messenger RNA. RefSeq lists its product as uncharacterized. The coding region runs from base 1 to 780 and encodes 259 amino acids. The transcript has a single exon. The record is from RefSeq and is a predicted model, not a curated record. Lineage: Eukaryota; Fungi; Ascomycota; Pichiomycetes; Serinales; Debaryomycetaceae.
AUGUUUAUAAAAAACAAACGUGGACAUUCAAACCUUCUCUCACACAUAAUCCUAAGCGAAUUCAAAAAAAUGUCAUUUCAAAGUGAUGACUGCAAUUUUGAAAUUGAAGCGUAUGCUAUUGCAGUUAUGCAUUGGCUAUCUGAAUUUUCCAAUUCUCCAAUAACGCCCGAAAGCUCUUUACACGAGUUCAUUCAACCUGCUAAAUUAUUUCAAUUAUUUCAACUACUAUUUCCAAAAGAAGAAUUGAGCGGUUAUUUGACAAAUUUGUUUAUUGAAAACAAGGAAAUUCACACUGAAAUAGAAUCUGUACACAUUUCACAAACCACUUUGAAACAAAUUGAAAUUCUAACUGAGAUUUUGGAUCGUCAUUUACGAUUUCGAGUAACGUUGAAUACCUUUCCAUAUCUAAACUUUUACAAGCUUAUUAUAUUCAACGACUACGCGGAGUUGAAAAAGUUGUGUCAAAUCGUAUUCAAAAUCGGUACUUUUACAUCAAUAUUGUCUGCAAAGGGACUUGCUUAUUUUGAAUUUUUGACUGACAACGACAAGCAAGUAAUCAACCAAUUCAAAGAACCAAUAAUCAAGACAAAAAAGAACAAAUAUCCAGGGUUACGAGAAAAAUCAAUGCCUCAAACAGAAACAAACUCUGAUUAUGAAUCCACAGAUCCAAAGAGUGAGAGUUGUUAUUUAAUGCAAGAAGAAGAAUUAGAGGCUUUGAAUUGGGAGAUCUCUAUAUUUGAAAAUUUGAUAUAUAAGUUAGCUAAAGAAAUGGAAAACUAG